Hyaloscypha bicolor E is the source of this 1034-nucleotide messenger RNA. RefSeq lists its product as uncharacterized. The transcript has a single exon. The coding region runs from base 207 to 875 and encodes 222 amino acids. The record is from RefSeq and is a predicted model, not a curated record. Lineage: Eukaryota; Fungi; Ascomycota; Leotiomycetes; Helotiales; Hyaloscyphaceae.
AUUCACAGAACACGAAUGCGAGAUCUUGCGGGCGCAAUACGAUACCGAAAUGAGCAUCAUCCGCAAAGAUUGGACUGAACGAAUGGAUGAGAUUCGCUGGUCCCACGAAUGUGAGAAAGCGAUACUAGUUGAGGAACACAGAUCAGAAAUGGAUUCUAUGACCAAAAGGCUCUGAGAAACUGAUCAGCAGUGCAAGCCCCACCUAGAUGAGUUGGACUGAGCAUAUUAAAAUGGAUCUUUCACCAUCCAGCGGUAGGUUCAACCGAUCUCUAGAAUCUAGGCAGGCAAGCUUUUACCCUCAAGGGUCUGUCCCCCGGGCCAUGCCCGUGCAGGGCCCCCCAUAUGUGUACCUAUACCCUCAACCUGGCUACCAAUCAAUCGCGUGCAUCCCUGGACAAUAUGCUCUACAUGCACAACCAAUAUCACGAAACUCCUCGCUGAUAUCAGAACAGAGAUCGGCUUCAAGCAUAGGACAACCUCAAACUUCUUCUAUGACACCUUCUAUCUCUCGUACUUAUACUCCCCAGCCAAAAGCUAACUCAACACCAUUCCCUGCCUUUACUACACCGAGCGCUCGAGCUCACUGGCCGCCUAUCAUUACAUCUACUCCUACGCCUCCACCAACAAUUUCGACUCCUCAACAUGCCCGGACUAGUACUGCUUGUGUCAGCGGCAAGACACGAGAGCAGCAUCAUGUCGCGCUCCAGGAGCGGCUCAAGAAAGCCGCGGAAGCUGACAGCAGUCGCAGAUUAAGCAGAGGCGAAAAAGAUGCAAAAACUGUUAAAUCCAAGUUGAAAGAAGAGCAAAAGGCAAAGGAAGAAGCAGCGCCGUUGCGAGGGCUCUGCAGGGAGAGGAGGAAGAGUUGGAGCGUCUAAUCCGUGAAAUGGGGGACGCGGAAGCCGAGCGCGAGAAGGAGGAAGUCAAACGUCUUACAAGGCAAGCUGCCGAGAAGGCUGCAGCUAACAAGUUCGCGGCGGAUAAACGCACGUCUCUGGACCAACUGUCUGCGAUGGAAGGCAAGUACUGGAAGCACU